Molecule: messenger RNA, 2597 nt
Organism: Clupea harengus (Atlantic herring)
Lineage: Eukaryota; Metazoa; Chordata; Actinopteri; Clupeiformes; Clupeidae
Gene: ldlrap1b
Product: low density lipoprotein receptor adaptor protein 1b
Cellular component (GO): early endosome
Source: RefSeq, a predicted model, not a curated record
UACCCGGUCAAUUUACAUACGCAUCACCGCCCACCGCUGGUGAGCAUGAGCAGCCAUCCACUCCAGCUGUCCUCUCAGACGGGGGAAAACAGGUUGGGCAAAAAGUUUGGGAGUGCGUGAAAACCUUGCUGAGUACUUCAAGCCGCAAAAACAAAAUCCCGGAGCGCACAGGGCUCUGACCCCGUUCGUUGGAUUAAAACUAUGGAUGCUUUGAAGUCGGCUGGGAGAGCCAUUAUUCGGAGCCCUAGUAUUGCUAAGCAAUCUUGGAGUUAUGGCAAACACAAAAAGCUGCCGGAGAACUGGACGGACACGCGGGAGACCCUGCUGGAGGGGAUGGUGUUCCAGCUGAAGUACCUGGGCGUCACACUGGUGGAGCAGCCCAAGGGCGAGGAGCUGUCAGCCGCCGCCGUCAAGAGGAUUGUUGCCACGGCAAAAGCGAGUGGAAAGAAGCUGCAGAAAGUGACGUUAGUAGUGUCCCCGCGAGGAAUCAUCCUCUACGACAGUGCCUCAAACCAGCUCAUAGAGAAUGUCUCCAUAUACAGGAUAUCCUAUUGCACAGCAGACAAGAUGCAUGAUAAGGUGUUUGCUUACAUCGCCCAGAGUCAGAGCAACCAGACCCUGGAAUGUCACGCGUACCUCUGCACCAAGAGGAAAGUGGCGCAGGCAGUAACGCUCACGGUGGCUCAGGCCUUCAAAGUGGCGUUUGAGUUCUGGCAGGCUGCCAAAGAAGACAAAGAGAAGAGGGUGAAGUCAGGCUCUGAUGGGGAAGGAGCUGGCAGCUCCCAGUCCGAGAGCUCAGCCAGCCUCAGCAGCUUAAAGAGAGGAGAGGUGGCCACAGGGACCCUACUGGACCUGGGGGAGGGAGCCAAAGAGGCCAUGGCGCACUCCGGCCCAGAGGGAGCACGCACUCGCAACUCACACACCUCGGAGAACAACAACACAGUAUGGGAGCUGGAAGAUGGACUGGAUGAAGCUUUUUCAAGCCGCAGUCUGGAUAGCUUUGAAUCUUCCACAGACUCGCUGAGUCUCGCACUAACCCCCAGGUCUUGGACAUUGGGGUGAGCCCUCAGGACCUCCAGGCAGAGGAGUGCCUGUCGCCUAGCCACACGGAGCAGGCCGACGGAGAGGAUGCUUUUGGCUUCUGACGUCUUGGACAAAAGGGAGAUGACUGAGGGGGAAGUACAGAGGAGGGGCUCGCUGCUGCUGGACCACAGAGAAGAUAUUCUGCCUUGCGCCAUCUAGAGGCUCUGGCUGGAAGCGCCUCAACCUAUAGGGCGUCACCUGAACCUCUGUCCACCUCCAGAACUUGAACCAAAGCAAAGCAAUACAACUGAUGUUUGUUUUAUCCCCCCAUUACUUUUCAAAUGUUGCCCCAGCUUUUGUUACAUACACCAAGUUACUUUUCCUUUUUAUUUUUGGAUUUGUUUUUAUUUGAAUCCAAUGAUUUUAUGUUUGUAUGUCCUAUGUUACUGUAUUUGUGUAAACAAUUUAUAUACAUAUAAAGAUAUGGCUUAAAAUGUAUUAUAAUUUAUCAGUUAUGCUGAGUGAUUGGUUGAGGUGGUUUUGAGAGAUUCAAGUAGUGGCUGCUACUCUGAAAAUGCAGGUCCUUCCAGAUGUGGAGACUGACGAUGAUUGUGUGUGUGUGUGUGUGUGUGUGUGUGUGUGUGUGUGUGUGUGUGUGUGUGUGUGUGUGUGUGUGUGUGUGUGUGUGUGUGUGUGUGUGUGUGUGUGUGUGUGUGUGUGUGUGUGUGUGUGUGUGUGUGUGUGCUUGCGCGCUUGUCGGUUGGGUUGAGGGUUUGCAUUCACACAGCAUUUUGCAUUUGUAGACUCUAGGGUGGCCUCGUAGUAGCCGUCACAAAUGCCAAAAGAUAAAUGAGAUAUUUUGAUCUACUCUUAAAACAAACUAACCUACCAAGGAAACAAGGCUACAUUCUGUAAAACUGUUUAAACACACCUAUGGUCAGUGCCAGGUAUGGCUUGCUGCAGCAUUAAACAAAUAUAAAACAUAAAAUACAAGAAAACUAUGGCUAUAGUUUAUACUGUAGAAGAUAACCUUAUUUUUUCUACAAUGAAUAUUUUUGCACUCCCUUCUUUACCCCACAGUCUCUUUUUAUAUAGAGUUAACUUAAUUCAUUGUAGUUUCCCUCGAGCUCAUCCCUCUCUCACUCUUUGACUAUUUAACCAGUCAGAAAUGAUUUAUUUCUCACUUUGCUUACAGACAACAAAGGCAUUGUUUAUCAUCAAUACCAAGCAAGUGGGAAAUUGGACGAGAUUGUAUCUUCCGAAGAUGAAUUGAUUAGUUCAUGUGGAAAGCAUUGACCUCGUGUUGGGACUUGUGGAGGGACUAUUGCCUGUAAGCUACCUGACUUGCACAGUUGUCACAGUCCAAACACGUGAAGCUAAUUGGCUCUCUUCUCCCUUAAUUUCUUGUUAUCGCGUUUGCAGCGUUGAGGAAAGAGGUUUACAUUCAGAUACAAGAUUUCAGUGUUAGUCUUAACAUUUUUGUUACAUUUUUGGUAUUCAUUUAAAAUAUCUUACAUUUUUGACAAUAACAUGUUAUGCCCUCUGAAUUUAAUAAACUGUGAUAUCAAAUCUAA